UCUUCUUCUUGGCUCCUGUAGGACCCACGUCCCCCCCUCCGUCUCGUCCUUUCUGCAUACUUUCGUGUCCCUUCUUUUCGCUCCCUUCCUUCCUCCCUCCCUCCCUCCCUCGCUCGCCUUGGCGCUUGGCUUGGCCCUUGUGCUGCCUUGGCACAUGUGCGGGUCGGGUCCGAACGACCGAACGUCCGAGCGAGCAACGAAGCUGGCGGACGAAGGGGCUCUCUCAGGAGAGAAAAGCGAGCGAGCGAGCGAUCGAUUCAGUGUUGGGUUCAGUGCUUUAUGUAUGUAUGUAUGUAUGGCAUUUGAGUAGAUGUGCGGAGUGAGCUUACCUGCUCCCACUUCCUGCUGCUGCUGCUCCUGCGGCCGCUGCUGGCUGGUGUGUGCUGAGCUAGCUCGGUAGAGAGACAGCUGCUGCUGCUCGCGAGAUUGUUAAGUGGGUGUCGCAGUGUGAUCUUUACUUUGAGUGUGAGGGCGAGCUCGAGCUGGUUUGGGCUGUCGAGCUGAAGCGAAUUGGUGGCGAGAGAGAGAGAGAGAGAGAGAGAGCCCCUCACAGGGCGGGCAGCUCGUAGGCAACAACAGGCAGCAAGCAUCAAGGAAGGCAGGAAGCAACGAAGGAAGGAAAGAAAGAAGUGAGCAAGCAAGCAAGCGAGCAGCUGUGGAGGGCGGGACGAGGCAGAGUGUCGGCGGGCAGACGGAGAGAAUGAUUCUUCGGCACCAGCUCGCGUGCAUUGGAGUGGCAACGCUCCUCCUACUCAGUCUCGCUUCCAUCCCUGGAGUGGAUGCCACCCUCGGAGUGAACUACGGGACGGUGGCGAACAAUCUGCCGACUCCAGCUGACGUCGUAGCGCUGCUGAAGACGACCACCAUCACGAGGGUGAAAUUGUACAAUGCGGAUCCGGCGAUCAUCAGCGCCUUCUCCGGCUCGGGGAUCUCGCUGGUCGUGGGCGUGAGCAACGACCAAAUUUACUCCCUGGGCCGCUCUCCAUCCUUCGCGCAACAAUGGGUGACUGCCAACGUCGCCUCGUACGUGCCAGCGACGAACAUCAUCGCCAUCGCCGUCGGAAACGAGGUGCUGACGGCGUCCCCGAACCUACAAUCCAGUCUCGUACCUGCCAUGCAAAAUUUGCACACAGGGCUCGUCAAUUUGGGGCUGGCGGACCGAAUCAAAGUCUCCACGCCGCAUUCCUUCGGAGUCAUCACGAAAUCGUACCCGCCGAACAUGGGGCUCUUCCGAGCGGACUUGUCAGCCGAUGUGUUCACUCCAAUGUUGGACUUUCUGGCGCAAACCGGAGCGCCAUUCAUGAUCAAUGCGUACCCGUACUUCGCGUACCGAGACGAUUCGAAGCUCUCGAUCGCGUACGCGCUGUUCGAGCCCAACACGGGAGUCACGGAUCCGGCCACGGGGCUGCACUACGACAAUCUGUUCGACGCGCAAGUCGACGCCGUGUACGCCGCCAUGGGAAGACUGGGGCACCAGGACAUCAAGGUCGUGGUGUCGGAAACCGGAUGGCCCUCGUUCGGCGAUGCUGGCGAAUCGGGCGUCGGGGUCACCAACGCUCAGACCUACAACGGCAACCUCAUCAAGCAUCUGGCGCAGGUAACGGGCACUCCUGCCCGACCCAACGCGGCCGUCGAGACUUACAUCUUCUCGCUGUUCAAUGAGAAUCUGAAGCCCGGGCCUGCAUCAGAGAGGAACUUCGGAUUGUUUCUCCCCGACAGGAACACUGUCUACAAUGUGGGAAUCCAGACAGGACCCUCGCCUCCCAUGAACUCGGCUCCGCCCCCUCCGCCGGGAAAUUCGACCUCACCGCCUCCCUCGACCCCUGCUCCUGCUUCUCCUCCUCCUCCUCCUCCUCCUACCGCAGCGUCGCCCCCCCCAGCGUCGAACGGAACGGCUCCGCGUCCCCCUCCCCCUCCGACGACCUCUCCUCCCCCGAACCCAGCGCCUGCUCAUCCCCCUCCGCCCCCGACCACCACCCCGACCCCCCCGACGGCAUCGCCGCCGCCGCCACCACCGGUCGUCCCGACCCCUCCCACUCCUCCUCCUCCGUUCUCGAUCCCUCCGCCUCCCCCGUUCACACCGCCGCCUUCUCCCCCUCCUCCCAAGGCCCCUGCUCCAUCGACACCUCCGUUCAAUCCGAGCCCUCCUUCUCCGCCGAUGGUGAUGCCGCCGCCUCCUCCCGCAGGAAUUCUGCCUCCCGUCGUGCCGAGCCCCAGCCCGCCGAUGGCAUCGCCUGCUCCUCCCACCACGCCGGGAGUAACUCCGCCGCCGUCCGGGAAGGAUACGUGGUGCGUCGCCAAGCCGGGAUCUUCUCAGGUCGAUCUGCAGAAUGCGCUGAAUUUCGCCUGUGGAGAAGGGGGAGCUGACUGCUCGGCCAUUCAAGACAGCGGUCCCUGCUUCUUGCCCAAUUCUUUGUUCUCUCAUGCUUCGUUCGCUUUCAACAGCUACUACAGCAAGUCCGGCCGCAAUUACUGGAACUGCUUCUUCGGCAAUUCUUCGUUGAUAACCAUCACCAACCCAAGUUACAGCACUUGCCUCUACCCUUGAGCGAUUGGAAUUGAGAAAUGGGAAGGCCCAACAUUUUGCGUCUCCUACACCGUUGGACUUUUCAUCUGUACUCACUCGGACUGGAGCCUUCACAGGCGCUUUAGGCUCAAUGUAAUAGUAAUAAGUACUUUAGAGUCUUAGGAACGUCGGAAGUGGAAAGUAAAUAGUGUCACCGUGAGCAAGCGAAGAGAUGGGCACCUUGUGAGCUUUCUUCGCCCACCUUCCCGAAGUAGAAUGUGCAGAGAGUGUUAUUCUUGCUUACCUUCAAUAUACAUUUUUUUCCCCUGAUAUGAAGUGAGAUUCCCCACACGAAAGUCGUGAAGACAGUCUGAAACUUGGUUACAUCGGUGCUUCGCACUUCCGUUCAGUCCGUUCUCAAGUGUUAGUCAGUCUGAGCUGGAGGAAUCUCGCGGACUAAUCAGGCCCAGGCUAAAAUCAGCGAGAUCUGACUCCAAAUUAUUCAACAACGAUCUCAAAUUAUGCACAGAUCUCGUCAGCUCCUGCUUCAACUAGUAAAAGUCGGACUCUGUGCAAUGAUUGCCAUCCAUCGGGAAAGCGACUACAAUAGGCACCAUAUUUGCAAUCAUAGGACUGUGCUUUGGAGAGUGAUUUUACCUUCUGGUCAAGAAGAAAGGUGUGAGGAAAUGAUGGCAAGGUAUAUGCAAAAGUGAACGUAUAUGCAAAGAGAUGAACGUAGUCUUGGGUUUUCCACCGCUCAAAUGAACAUGUUAAGUGUCGACAGUGACGACGUACCCAAUAAUGGUAGGUACGGCAUACGACUCAGAGAGGUCGUCCUGUAACGAAGAUAUCAGCAAAGCUGAGAGCCAGUACACCACAUUCCA
Molecule: messenger RNA, 3390 nt
Organism: Marchantia polymorpha subsp. ruderalis
Lineage: Eukaryota; Viridiplantae; Streptophyta; Marchantiopsida; Marchantiales; Marchantiaceae
Source: the annotation of a GenBank genome assembly